Messenger RNA from Silurus meridionalis, 4740 nucleotides. RefSeq names its product fibulin-1. The transcript has 9 exons. The record is from RefSeq and is a predicted model, not a curated record. Gene Ontology annotation, molecular function: calcium ion binding. NCBI's taxonomy places the organism in Eukaryota, Metazoa, Chordata, Actinopteri, Siluriformes, Siluridae. Bases 1008 to 1913 code for a protein of 301 amino acids.
CCUACUAACUUUUUCUUAAUAGCAGAAAUGCCUGAGAUCUAUAACAUUUUGAGAGGAUCUCCAGUGCACAAGCCUCUUCAAGUCUUUUUUCAAAGUGUUAGUUGUUGACUUUGUAAUUUGUGCUUCAAAACAGAUUCCCUAGAAGGUAGAAUUUGCCUACAUCUUCGCAUGCCUGCAGGGUUUCCCUCUGUUUGGACGCACGGUCCCAGCUAAGGAGAAGCAGCCCCAAUAGAAUGAUUCCACCCUCAGGUUUCAUUGUCGGUCUGCUGUAAUCUGGGUGAUGUGCUACAUAAUUCUAUACCAAAUAUAUCUCAUUAGAAUUUUGCUCUAAAUUCUACAGUGGCCUCCUCCAUGAGCAAUAAGAUCAUGUAUGAUGAUAUUAUCAUGACAUAUAUGAAGUGAUCAGUGCUUUCCAGUGACCAAAAGAUCUUUCCUGAUGGAUUCCUUCCAGCAGUUUAAUUCUGUUCAUGGUUUGUAAGCUCAUAAUGAAUGCUUUGGCAGGCCAAUGAGACCACAAAAGUUUGGAAAUAAUGUAGAACGUGAUCUCGAACAUGAUCAGAUAAUUCUGUUGCGGCCGGUUUAUUUAAAAUUAUUGCACGAUUGUCGGGCGAAGUUGUUAACAGAGUUCCAGAUGAACGGGAAUGGACACAGGAGGCGUCUCUACUCGAAUGAUGGAUCAGCUUGACUUGCUUUAACUGCUUGUGUGUCCAGGAGAUAACAAGAAUGAAGAGCAAUUUACAUUCCACAACAGAGAAAAUGGACACCUUGAAGGGUGCUCCAAGGUUAUAACCAACCCCCAACCCCCUCCCUGCCUUUAUCAUGUUUAUUCCAGGAUAAUUCCCUGCUCAUACCUUCUGCUUAAACCUACUUUGGUGAGUAGUGAAGGACUUUUUUUUCUAGCAUGUUCUAUUUCAGCCAUUAAGACAUUCCUUUGAGAAUCAGUGCUGUUUGACAUCAAAACCAUUAGUAAAAUAAAUCCCCAGAUCCUAACUGGAGGCCAAGGAUACAUGGUAUCAAACGUGUUCUGUGACCUUGUUUGCUGUUUAAUCAAAAAAGGUUUUCUCUGUUUUCUCUCUGGUAACAAGAGGUGUGUCUAUGAAGUGAAGCUGAUGUACUUCUCGUGUCUCGUGCCCUCCCUCUGCACUUCCAUUUCAUCCCUGCUACACAACAUUCCUCCUGUUAGUCCGAAUACUGGAAAGCCACAUUGGAUAUCUAUGGAGGCUCUUGGAGCUACACUGCUUAUUAUGAAUUGGGUCUUGGUUCUGGGUGCUGCUGCCGCCGUUGAUUGUGGCGGCUUUGGGCACCUCGAGAACGGGCGCACGUUUUUCCGUUACGGUGGACUGUACGUCACUUUUAGCUGCAAUCCAGGGUUCAGGAUGCACGGCCACCGCAUUAGCAGCUGUGUGUCUGGCCAGUGGGUCAGACGUCCACCACUGUGUGUCGCUCCAGGUUGCCGUAGUCCCGGGAAAAUUCUGCAUGGCAAUGCAUUGAUGUCUCCUGAUGGUUCACUGGUCCACUUCACCUGCAACACUGGCUUCGGGCUGUUCGGCUCACCAUUUCUUUACUGCAAAGGCAAGAGCUGGAAUGGCAGCACUCCUGUGUGUAAAGGGUUAACCCCAUGCAUUAUGAACAACGGUGGCUGCUCCCAAGUGUGCCGGCUGAACACGCACAAUCGGGCCGAGUGUCGCUGUGAUCCUGGCUUCCAGCUGCUGGGGGACCAAAUGACAUGUCGAGAUCUGGACGAGUGUGUGGAGGGUCUGCAUGAGUGCCAGCAGGUCUGUGAAAACACCUUCGGCUCCUACAGGUGCAGCUGCACCCCUGGUUUUCAACUUUCGUUCGACAGGAUUUCCUGCACUGAUGUGAACGAGUGCAUGCUGCCUGCUAGCAUGGCUCGCUGUGGUUCGGAUGCGUGAACACACCAGGUAGCUUCCACUGCCUCUGUCCUGCUGGGUAUAGCGCGAACAUCACAGAUGGACAGUGCGAAGAUAUCGAUGAAUGUAUGGAGAACGGGGUCUCGGGCCAUGUGCGAGCGCAUGCGUAAACACUCCAGGUUCUUUCCGUUGCACUUGUCCGAAUGGAUACCAGCUGGCCGGGGACGGGACCACAUGCAUCUCAGAGUGUCCACCAGGAUAUCAUAGAAGAAACCCUUCAGAUCCACCAGUGGGAAAUUCAACUAUACUGGCUUGUGUUGAUAUUAACGAGUGUGAGGAGAUGCAACAUCACGAGCAGCACAAAUGUGAAUGGAGGUGUGUUAACUUGCCGGGUACACACCGUUGCGUCUGUCCACGUGGAUACACGUGGCAUCCGAAUGGAAAACAGUGCAAUGAUAUCAAUGAAUGUAGACUGAGGAAUGGGGGCUGCUCUCACACAUGCAAGAACCACAGAGGCGGCUUUAAAUGCGCUUGUCCUGAAAAUUCCCGUGUCUCUCCUUACAACAGGAAGACGUGCCAGCCAGUUUAACGUUCAACACUCUGUAACUCCACUCAUCCACCAUGUCAUACAAGUGUAAGAUGUAAUGUAUUUAAAGUCGUCUUUGCAUAUGAAGUUAAAAGUGGAAGAAGGGUGAUUAUUUUAGUCUACUAAUGACUAACUCGAUGUCCUGGAAGUGGAUCUGGUUGGUUUUUCUACAUAUGGCUGGGUGAUUUGUGGUUGUGGUCGUUUUCAGCUGUGAGAUUUGGGGGUUAUUUGGUUGGCAAAGCAUUGAAACAUAAGGGUAUUUAUAGUUAUGGGGCAAUUCAAUAACGGCGACUCUGAGAUUGUGAGAGGGUAUUUGUGGCGUUGAGAUAGUAUCUUGGAGCAUGGAUUCAAUAUAAUAUAAUAUAAUUGUGAUCGGCUGCAGAAGGAAAUGUUCUGAGCAUUUCAUUGUAUUUAUUUUAUUAGUGUAAAAUCCAAAAUGAAUUAAAUUGACUUUUAAUUGAAUUAAUAAUAUAUACCGUGGGUAUAUGACAAUUGUGUCCACUAGGUGUAGCGGUAAUGGCUGUAAAUACCUCAGAACAUUAAAUGUAAGGACAGGGUGAUUGGGGCACCCCCUAGUGGCCAACAGAAAAGUGUAAAAAAUGGGUCACAUCCCUUAUGAAGAUAAGGAAAGGCAAAAAAACGAAAAGUUAACUACAGGAUAACAGAGGUUAAAAGACAAGUAAAUGUGCUUUGCUUGCGUAGUUCAUGCUAAACAGAUACAAAUUUAAUUCGCUCUGGAUGGGAUUAACAACUUGUAUCAUGCCACGGUGUUUGUUUGACAGGUGUUUCUUUUGCCUACAUCUUCCCUGUUCAAACAACUAAUACCUCUGAAUAUCUGUUUACAGUUUGAGGCAUUAGCAUCAUCUGGGUUCAAAUAAAUAAAUAAACCAACAUGAAGACCAAAGAGGUGUCUAUGGGAGAACAAACAAAGUCAUCUGAGAAUCCAUCAAGCACCAGACACAAUUUCGGUCAGUCAGGGAAAUCUGCAGUUGAUGACAAAGUCUUGACUUUAUCAACAACCUCCUACAACGCAGGAGUGAAGGAAACUCAACAAUAAAAAUCAGAAGGCCUUGUACAGGGAUGAGUUACAAAAGCUUUGGGAUAAGUCCUAGUGAUUGACUUGGCCUGUGUGAAACCUUCCUUGUUUUUCUCCUUAAUUAAAUCUUUGGUAGAGGUCCAUCUUAAUUCCAAUUACAUAUGCCAAAACAGACAGGAACUAAAAGGAGCUGUGGUACACGUCUGGAGAAACAUCACAAAAAUGUGAAUCGUUCAUUUUAAACAGCCUAAAAAAUGUUAGGCAAGGGAUAUGCAACCAAAUUUUCAGUGUGGUUUAUUUUAAUGUACAUUUACAGCUAUUUGUUUCUAUACUUUUGCCCCCACCUUAUACAAUGCUUUAAGUAUCUCUUUUUUACAGAUACUUUUCCUGACCAUCUGUUAUUUUCCUGACUGGCCAUGUUAAAUGAAAAUAAAAAAGCCAACAAAGUGUAUUUUCAGAACACUUUUAAUAUAUAACAACGUAUUUACAAAUAUUUAACAUUUGACACUAUGUAGUUAGGAGAUGUUCCUACAGGUGUCGCUAUUUAACAAAUUUCCGACAUAAAUAUAAUUUCACCAUUGGCUCCUCUUGUAGCCCAUAACUACAGUAAGAAUAAAGUAGCGCAACAGGCUACGAAGUCAGCUGCAAAGUGUUGUCUUUCUUUCUUUCUUCUUUUUUUUUCUUUUCUUCUUCUCGACUUUAAAUUACAAAAAUACCGCUGUCCCCCAACACAAUAUUAAUAGCAAAUCUAUAGCUUAAGAUUCAUCACAACACGCACGGAAGCUCGCAUGUCUGCUUGAUGGACGUUCGAUAGGACGAAACGAAAAUGAACAAACAAACAGGAACGAAAAACGCGGUUGGUCCUGGAAGCCAGAUUCCUUAUACGUCGUGGUAAAAACGGGGACAGAUGGAGUAAAGAGCAUGACGUAAAAACAGUAGUCGUUUUUUCCCCAGUUUCUUUGGGAGAUUAACAACAUGGUAUUCGGGCUAAUUUUUUUUUCACAUUUUUAGAGGUUUAGCAGAUAAAAUUUUUUCACAAUGGAUAGGUAAGAAAAUGAUCAGUAAUCAGUGCAUUUCUAGGCACCUCCGAAAUCAAGUAUAUAGCAAUUUUAUAUCAGUUUUCAUUGAAAGGAAACAGCUUAUUGCAUCAUCGGAGAUCAACAGCAUCUUCAUCUCCUUUGGCAAGAGAUUACCUUUAACAAAAUCAGGCUUCGGUACAAUAGGGAUAAAGAUGCCGAGUCAGAGUU